Molecule: messenger RNA, 600 nt
Organism: Protopolystoma xenopodis
Lineage: Eukaryota; Metazoa; Platyhelminthes; Monogenea; Polystomatidea; Polystomatidae
Source: the annotation of a GenBank genome assembly
AUGCGUCCUUUGAGAGCGCGGGAUGAAAGAGGUCGGGUCAAGCGCUGGCGCUGGUCAGACACGCAGACCCUCCUCGCCUAUCUGGGACGAGUUGGUGCUUGCGCCGGAGAAAAACGCCAAGUCGAACGGUUGUCAGUUUGUCUCGGCGAAGGAGAGAGAGAGAGCGAAAGAGAGAACGAAAAGAAGGAAGGGAUGGGUCGGGCAGGUAAUCGAUGUAUAAUCAUUACUCACCGCAUUGCAUGCAAUUGGCCUUUGGUUAGUCACUGGCUUGAAAGGAGGGGCCUUGGCUUGCAUCACGUUGAGAUGAUACGAAUGGAAAAUGGCGACUUGGCGGCGCUUGUUUGUCCUCACUUUGAUGCCCCUCCUGCCUCCCCUUUCUCCGCGGAUCGAUCCGCCCGCCUCGGCUUUCCGCCUCCGGCGUUCUGGGCGUCGUUAUGCCUCUGUCUGUUCACUCGCUCUGCUCCCAGUUGCCGAGUCUCGCCGAUCGCAGGCUCGUCACUGAGUUGUUCGACACCCUGUGGCGCCAGUCCUGCCAACAAACACCAUCCCCGCCAGCUCGACUAUUCGACCUCUGCAAUCAGCAGUAGUAGUUGUGAGUAG